Messenger RNA from Hipposideros armiger (great roundleaf bat), 4636 nucleotides. It is a transcript of the gene ABCC2, whose product is annotated as ATP binding cassette subfamily C member 2. The transcript has 28 exons. Gene Ontology annotation, biological process: transmembrane transport. Gene Ontology annotation, cellular component: apical plasma membrane. Bases 1 to 4194 code for a protein of 1397 amino acids. The record is from RefSeq and is a predicted model, not a curated record. Lineage: Eukaryota; Metazoa; Chordata; Mammalia; Chiroptera; Hipposideridae. Gene Ontology annotation, molecular function: ABC-type transporter activity; ATP hydrolysis activity; ATP binding.
AUGCACCAAGAAGCUUUGAGUGAAGCUCUUCCUGAGGACAAUGUGGGUUUCAGUGUCAUGAACGUGUCUGUCAAAGAUGUUCAUCAUGACAAUGUGGUUGGCGACAGCAAAACUGACCCACCUAUGGAGGCAGCUGGCUUCACAGCUCAGCUCCUGGUUUUGCUGAUCCAGCACAGCAGGCGAUGGUGUUUGCAGAAGGACUCUUGGUUCCUGUCUCUGUUCUGGAUUCUUUCAAUACUUUGUGGCACGUUCCAAUUUCAAACUCUGAUCCGGAUGCUCUUAAAGGACAGCAAUUCCAAUCUGGCUUACUCGUGCCUGUUCUUCAUCUGCUAUGCAUUCCAAAUCCUGAUCUUGAUCCUUUCAGCAUUUUCCGAAAAAGAUGACUCGUCAAAUAAUCCAUCACUCACGGCUUCAUUUCUGAGUAGCAUUACCUUUAGUUGGUAUGACAGCAUUAUUCUGAAAGGCUACAAGCAUCCUCUGACACUCGAAGAUGUCUGGGAUGUUGAUGAAGACAUUCAAACCACGACACUGGUCAGCAAAUUUGAAACGUGUAUGGCAAGAGAGCUGCCCAAGGCCAGGCGGGCAUUCCAGAAAAGGCAGCAGAAGAACGCCCAGCGGAGCUCUGGAGCCAGGUUGCAUGGCCUGACCAAGAACCAGAGUCAAAGCCAAGAUGUCCUUGUCCUGGAGGAAGCUAAAAAGAAAAAAAAGGAGUCUGGAACCACGGAAGACUUUCCCAAGUCCUGGCUAAUCAAGACCCUCUUCAAAACCUUCUACGUCAUACUCCUGAAGUCGUUCCUGCUGAAGCUAGUGCAUGACAUCCUCAUGUUCCUGAAUCCCCAGCUGCUGAAGUUGCUGAUCUCCUUCGCAAACGACCCUGACACCUAUUUGUGGACUGGAUAUCUCUAUUCAGUCCUUUUAUUCGUUGUGGCCCUCAUCCAGUCUCUUUGCCUCCAGUAUUACUUUGAACUGUGCUUCAAGCUGGGUAUAAACGUACGGACAACCAUCAUGGCUUCUGUAUAUAAAAAGUCGCUGAUCCUAUCCAACCGGGCCAGGAAGCAGUAUACCGUUGGAGAAACAGUGAACCUGAUGUCUGUGGAUGCCCAGAAGCUCAUGGACGUGACCAACUUCGUCCACCUGCUGUGGUCAAAUGUUCUACAGAUCGUCUUAUCCAUCUUCUUCCUGUGGAGAGAGUUAGGACCCUCAAUUUUAGCGGGCAUUGGGCUGAUGGUGCUCCUAAUCCCAGUUAAUGGUAUAAUCGCCGCCAAGAAUAGGACUAUUCAGGUAAAAAAUAUGAAGAAUAAAGACAAACGUUUAAAGAUCAUGAAUGAGAUUCUCAAUGGGAUCAAGAUCCUGAAAUAUUUUGCCUGGGAACCUUCAUUCAAAGACCAAGUCCACAACAUUCGGAAGAAAGAGCUCAAAAACCUGCUCACCUUCGGGCAGAUGCAGUCUGUGAUCAUGUUUCUCUUAUAUUUAACUCCAGUCCUGGUAUCUGUGGUCACAUUUUCAGUGUACGUCCUGGUGGAUAGCCGUAAUGUUUUGGAUGCAGAAAAGGCCUUCACCUCCAUCACCCUCUUCAAUAUCCUUCGCUUUCCCCUGAGCAUGCUCCCCAUGGUCAUAUCCUCCAUGCUCCAGGCCAGUGUGUCCACAGACCGUCUGGAGAAGUACUUGGGAGGGGAUGAGUUGGACACAUCUGCCAUUCGACAUGACAGCAAUUUAGACAAAUGCAUACAGUUUUCUGAGGCCUCCUUUACCUGGGACCAGGAUUCUGAAGCCACAAUUCGAGAGUGGGAAUAUAGAGUAGUGCUUAAUGGAAAUUAUUUUUUUCUUCAGGGUAUAAAUCUCAGCGGGGGUCAGAAGCAACGGAUCAGCCUGGCCAGAGCUACCUAUCAAAAUUCAGACAUCUAUAUUCUGGAUGACCCCCUGUCAGCUGUGGAUGCACAUGUGGGAAAACAUAUUUUCAAUAAGGUCUUGGGUCCGGAUGGCCUAUUGAAAGGCAAGACUCGACUCUUGGUUACACACAGCAUUCACUUCCUUCCCCAAGUGGAUGAGAUUGUGGUUCUGGAGAAUGGCACCAUCUUGGAGAAGGGAUCGUACAACUCUCUGCUGGCCAAGAAGGGAUCAUUUGCUAAGAACCUGAAGACAUUCAUGAAACAGGCGGGUCCUGAAGGAGAAGCCACAGUCAAUGAAGACAGUGAAGAAGAAGGUGACUAUGGGCUCAUGCCCAGUGUGGAGGAAACCCCUGAGGAUGUGGCCUCCUUGACCAUGGAAAGAGAGAACAGCGUUCGUCGAACCCUUAGCCACAGAUCUAGGUCUAGUAGCAGGCAUCUGAAGUCCCUAAAAAACUCCUUGAAAAUUCAGAAUGUGAAUACCCUGAAGGAGAAAGAAGAACUAGUGAAAGGACAAAAACUAAUUAAGAAGGAACUCAUACAAACUGGAAAGGUGAAGUUCUCCAUCUACAUGAAAUACCUACAAGCAGUAGGAUGGUAUUCAAUUUUCUUCAUCGUCUUAGCCUAUGUCAUCAAUUCUGUGGCUUUGAUUGGAUCCAACCUCUGGCUCAGUGCUUGGACCAAUGACUCUAAAACCUUCAAUAGCACCACCUAUCCAGCCUCUCAGAGGGACAUGAGAGUGGGCGUCUAUGGAGCUCUGGGAGUAGCGCAAGGUAUAUUUGUGCUCAUAGCAAAUCUCUGGAGUGCCCAUGGUUUCACCCAUGCAGCAAACAUCCUUCACAAGCAACUGCUGAACAAUAUCCUUCGAGCACCCAUGAGUUUUUUUGACACAACACCCAUAGGCCGGAUUGUGAACAGGUUUGCUGGCGAUAUUUCCACAGUGGAUGACACCCUCCCCAUGUCCUUGCGCAGCUGGAUUUUGUGCUUCCUGGGGAUUCUCAGCACCCUUAUCAUGAUCUGCACCGCCACUCCGGUCUUCAUCAUCAUCGUCAUUCCUCUGGGCAUCAUUUAUGUGGCUGUUCAGAUAUUGUACGUGGCGACUUCCCGCCAGCUGCGACGUCUGGACUCUGUCACCAGGUCCCCAAUCUACUCUUUCUUCAGCGAGACUGUGUCAGGUUUGCCCGUCAUCCGUGCCUUUCAGCACCAGCCGCGAUUUCUAAAACACAGUGAGGUACUGAUUGACACUAACCAGAAAUGCGUCUUUUCCUGGAUUAUCUCCAACAGGUGGCUUGCAGUUCGUCUGGAGCUGGUUGGAAACCUGGUUGUCUUCUUUUCAUCCUUGAUGAUGGUUAUUUAUAGAGAUAACCUAAGUGGAGACACUGUGGGCUUUGUUCUGUCCAAUGCACUCAAUAUCACACAAACCCUGAACUGGCUAGUGAGGAUGACAUCAGAAAUCGAGACCAACAUUGUGGCUGUUGAGCGAAUAAAUGAAUACAUAAACGUGGAAAACGAGGCACCCUGGGUGACUGAUAACAGGCCUCCGGCAGGUUGGCCCAGCAAAGGGGAGAUCCAGUUUAACAACUACCAAGUACGGUACCGGCCUGAGCUGGAUCUGGUCCUGAAAGGGAUCACUUGUGACAUCAGGAGCACGGAGAAGAUCGGUGUGGUGGGCAGGACAGGAGCUGGGAAGUCAUCCCUGACAAACAGCCUCUUCAGAAUCCUAGAGGCUGCAGGUGGCCAGAUCACCAUUGACGGGGUAGAUAUUGCUUCCAUUGGGCUACAUGACCUCCGAGAGAAGCUCACCAUCAUCCCCCAGGAUCCUAUCCUGUUCUCUGGGACCCUGAGGAUGAAUCUAGACCCUUUCAACAACUACUCGGAUGAGGAGAUUUGGAAGGCCCUGGAGCUGGCACACCUCAAGUCCUUUGUGGCCAACCUGCAACUUGGGUUGCUUCACGAACUGACAGAGGGUGGUGACAACCUCAGCAUAGGGCAGAGGCAGCUCCUGUGCCUGGCCAGGGCGCUGCUUCGGAAAUCCAAGGUUCUGAUCAUGGAUGAGGCCACUGCUGCAGUGGAUCUCGAGACAGAUCACCUCAUCCAGCUAACCAUCCAGAAGGAGUUCUCCCACUGCACCACCAUCACCAUCGCCCACAGGCUCCACACCAUCAUGGAUAGCGACAAGGUAAUGGUCCUAGACAACGGGAAGAUUGUAGAAUAUGGCAGCCCUGCCGACCUGCUGAAAAACCCUGGCCCCUUUUAUUUUAUGGCCAAAGAAGCUGGCAUUGAAAAUGCGAGCAGCACAGCACUCUGACAGCAAAUCAAUGGCUGACAGAAGGACUAUAGGGAUCAUUCCUUAAUUUUAUUUUUGUGAAAUAUAUCAUAUGUACAGAAGUGUGUGUAAAAUGUACAUUUUAAAGAAGGAUCACACCUUCUUUAAAUGCCCAUGUACCCACUACCCAGGUUAAGAAAAUGAAUAUUAUGAGCUACACCCAACAACCCCCUGAUGACCCCACUUUGAUCCUACUUUUUUGCUACCCAUCCCCCAGAGAUAACAUCCUGUACCUUGUGAUAAUUAUCCCCUUGCUUUUCGUUUUAGUUUUACCGCUUCGUAUGUACCCUUAAACAAUGUGUACCUUUUCUUAAGCUUGUGUACAUGGCCUGACCCAUACUGCAUGUAUUUUUCUAUGACUUUUGUUCAGUAUCACUUUUGAGAUUCAUCCAUGUUGAUGCACGCAGUGGGGCUGGUUCAUUCU